Messenger RNA from Candoia aspera, 4735 nucleotides. It is a transcript of the gene BORCS5, whose product is annotated as BLOC-1 related complex subunit 5. The record is from RefSeq and is a predicted model, not a curated record. Gene Ontology annotation, cellular component: synaptic vesicle membrane; cytoplasmic side of lysosomal membrane; BORC complex. The coding region runs from base 54 to 641 and encodes 195 amino acids. The transcript has 4 exons. Gene Ontology annotation, biological process: organelle transport along microtubule; lysosome localization; positive regulation of anterograde synaptic vesicle transport. Lineage: Eukaryota; Metazoa; Chordata; Lepidosauria; Squamata; Candoiidae.
GGCGGGCGGCGCCGGGUCGCGCGGUGAUGACGUGAUCCUGCCGUUGCCUGGCGAUGGGGUCCGAGCAGAGCGCCGAGGCGGAGGGCCGCCCUCACGACCCCGCGGCAGCAUCCCCUUCACCAGCCAAGCAACGAGCUAAAAUGGAUGAUAUUGUGGUGGUGGCCCAGGGGACCCAGGCAUCGCGGAACGUCAGCAGCGACCCAGAUGUGAUAAAACUGCAGGAAAUCCCCACUUUUCAGCCUCUGUUGAAAGGUCUUCUCAGCGGGCAAAUGUCUCCUACCAACUUCAGACUAGAGAAGCUGGAUUCCCAGCAAGUUCUACAGCUGUGUCUCCGGUACCAGGACCACCUUCACCAGUGCGCAGAAGCAGUUGCCUUUGACCAGAAUGCUUUAGUCAAGCGGAUCAAAGAGAUGGAUCUCUCCGUAGAAACCCUUUACGCUUUAAUGCAGGAGCGCCAGAAAAGGUACGCCAAGUAUGCCGAGCAGAUCCAGAAAGUCAAUGAGAUGUCCGCCAUCCUCCGCCGCGUCCAGAUGGGCAUCGACCUGACCGUCCCUCUGAUGGAGAGGCUGAACAGCCUGCUGCCCGAAAGCGAGCGGCUGGAGCCUUUUGGGAUGAAGCCGGACAGGGAACUCAAGUUAUAGCUUCCCCUGAGUGGAAGAGCCCCUCGGACUGACCGGGAACACAGCUACUCAGAAGGACACACUAUCCAGGAUGGACGUUUGGCUACCUGUCACAGCUUUCAUCCGUUUGCUGGGACCGCCCUCGCUCAGCAAAGUGUUUUUAGCCGACCUGAGAUCUCGGUCUUCCCAUCCUUCUACAGCGGUAUUUAACUGUUUGCCUCCAGGAGACCUUGCGACCUCCAGGGCUUGCCGAGGAACUUUUGAAUUCUCGUCAAUGCCAGAGGCAUCUACUGAGGCCGGCCUUUCCCAACUGGGUGGCAACAGUUCCUGGGUUCUCAGGGGCAGACGUCCUGCAGAAGCUUUGCCGCUGGUGCUGGCUUUCCCUUGUGUGCAGCUGCCCCGGGGUCUUCUGCAGAGAGUUUGAGAUUAAGGCGCCUGGGUUUCUUACUGGACAACUUGGACGUUUUAAAACCAUUGUUGAGGGCAUACAGUCAACUCGCACAGAAUCUGGGACAAACCUCUUAGGUCUCACCAUGGCCUGCCUUGUAAAUGUUGGCACAGCUAACAUUCCCUGGCCUUUCAAGAAAAGAUUACAGGUAGUGGACAGGGGUCCACUUUCAGAGGUCUUUGUUCAUUAACUAUCCCCUUGCUGAGUAAUUCCUAAUAAAUAUCUGUAAAAUCACUGCUUUCCCAUUCUACACUGUGAAAACCACUGCUUCCUUUUUCACUGGAUCAUGUCUUCAGAGAACCUGCUAAUUAGCCCACUAGCAGGGCUUUUAGGGAAGAAAGGCCAGAUCUGUCUGCAAGGAAGGUAUUAGGUCCCUUGUGAUGCCGCGUGGGCUUUUUGCAGUUUAUAGGGAAAUGGGCAAAGCCAGAAGGAGCCUUCGUCGCCCCACUUACAUAACAUAAUGCAGCUUGUGUGGGAUGAAUUUCCUUUUUGAGGCCUAGCGGACUUCCCUCCCCAUGCAAUCUGGUUGUGUGCUUAAAUUACUCCUUAGUUUAUGGGGCUAUUAAAUGCACGACUGCUUGAGUUAUGUCACUGUCAGGGCGAGGCAGCCCAGGCCUCCCGUUGAAGGGACGGGUCAGGCUGGCUUUGCUUUUGCUCCCGUUUCCGAAUCCAUGUGGUCUCCUUGAGUUGCCAAGAUUGCUAAUAGAAUUCCGUUUUAUUAGAAAUAGAAGCUAUUUUUAGUUUGGGUCCAAAGGAAGCUGGAAAAGUGUUGUGCCUGGGAAUGUCUUAUUUUAUUUACCUCAUGGCAAUUGGAGGGGUCUUCCCCCUGCCCCCAAGGUAAUUCAGAGGCAGAGCCUGCCCUGGCUACUUUCGAUUUCUCUUUCUUCCUCUGCAUUUUUAGAUCUGUGUUGGUGAUGCUUUUCUCGUCAUUAAAGCUAAAAUUACAUGUGCUUUGGGAAGCUGUGUCAGAAGAGCUCACAUUUAACAUCAAUAUACUUCAAUCAUACCUUAGUGGCUCUUGCCACAAAAGCAGAAGUGGAUCCUCCCCAUUUUUAUCCUUACUGUAAACUGCCCUUCCCAGAUAUUCACCCAGAUUGAUAUACUGGCCUGGCAUGAAAAAUACUGUGCUUGAAUUCAUCUCUGUAUUCUGUUGGAGGAAUGUCGCAUUUCAUUCCUCUGCAUCGUUUUCUCUGCUACACAGACGAUCAGAUUUCAGGACUGGCACGACCUGAGAACGCCACGACCUCUCAGUCUCGAGAGAAAAACACGUAGAGUCGCUUUUGCCUUUUGUCUGAGAAAAGAGUAUUUAAUUGGGGAGCAGCCUCUGGACAAUUAAUUGGCAGAUUCCAAGCCAUUGAGCGUCUGUCCCUCGGAGCUUUUAAUACUAUCAUUUCCUCAGUAAGGUGUGGGAACGCAGAUUCUUGCGCUCCGAAGACGACGGUGCCCUUGCUGUGGAGGCAAGUGAAGCAUACAGGGGCAGGCCACUGCUGUUCUCUUAACAAUUUGAUCCACCCCUUUCCCUGCCCAGACCCCCUCAGGCAGAUGUCCUUCCACCCAGUAGCAUGAAGUCCCAUCACCAGGAAGCAGCUCUCAAGCCCAGGUCAGUUUGGCUUGAUCCGGGGCUACCUGGAAUUGGGGGUGGCCAGACCUGGCCAUAGCGCUUCCUUGAGGAAGCACAAUUCCUUUCGUAGGUAGAAGCACAAGUCCUCUUGAAAAUAACUGGAAGGGACCGUACGGAAGCGAAAAGGCGCAGAAUCCCUUCGAGUGGUUGAAUCGAGUGUCAGUGCUGCGGCCGUCUUCCAAGGCAAUUAAAAGAAUUCUGGUGAACUCUCGCCCCGACAUGAUUCCAUGUGCAGGCUGGAAGCUCUGGUCGGAGGACAUAACGUGGCAUCUGGUCCUCUCGCUGUUGUCCAUCGUUGGGCUGUCAAAGCCGAUUGCCAAGCUUUUCCUCCCGCAAGGUUUCGGGCUGACAGUUUUGGACGUUUGAUAGCGUACCACUGUUUUCCUUCUUUUUUGUUACAAAAAAGGAACCAUUUGCUAUUCUAGUGUGAUGCAGUUUCUUCGUUUUAGAUCAUUUUAAUAACUUGUUUGUUGUUAUUGGGAAUUCCUAAGAGCCCUAUUUGAAAAAGUAACAGACACAUUUAAGUAAAAGUUAUACAAAGUUGAUUACAGAGGCAUUUUAAUUUUUAUUUUAAAAAGUCUGUUCUAAUCAUUAGGAAAAGACUUAGCUGUAAUUCUGAAAGUCUGUAACUUCUGGCUACACUUCUCUGUUAAAAGUUCUCUUUCGAUUGCUUUAUUUCCAAAACCUAAGCCAUCUUUUAAAAAAUGAAUACAUAUUAAAUGCAAUAAAACUGCAUCCAUAUUUUAUUGUAUAACAAUUCUAGUCAAGAAAUAACAGUUAAGAGCAUACUUUGAGUUGACUUGUUGGGCUUUAAUAUGCCAAAGAUAUAUUUAGAAAAACAUACUUGUUAAAAGUUGAUGUUUCUAACAAAAAUGUGUAUCACCUAAGUUGGUUAUAUAUCCUUUGGCAGCAGUAUUAUAAACAGCUAGUUUUUUUCUAGCAGAACAUUGUGACACCCAUUUUCUUAUUUUGUAAAACCAACCUCGUUUGCUUAAUACAAACUCACUCCAUGGUUCUUGUCAAUAAAACCCACUAUAGCCAUUUAAAGUAUGAAAUAAAAUUUUUAGAUGUUUAGAUUUCCUAUUUCAGCCAUAUUUUCACAAAGCCUCAAUGUAUCUGAUUUAUGCUAACAUGCUGGCUCUUACUGGGCUUGCUAAAGAUCACUUUGAGGCUGCAAGGGUCUUAGAAGUGCUAAUGCCACCCCCCACCCCCCAUAUACCUGGCACAGGGUUCUCUUAGGUGCCCGAUGGGUCACCAGCCUUGCAAUGCAGAAACCGCUGGGCGUGGUUGAGGCUUUCAGUGCUGAUUUCUCUGGGUACAUGAAACAGUCGUGAUCCAGAGACAGCAGCGAGGUGCAGAUUCCUAUGCAGGAAUAGUGCAAAUCCCAUAUGGACUUGUGUACCACUUCCAUUCAUUCGGCUGCAAUACACGUCCUCAAGCUCUGUAUCAGUCUGGGGAUGCACUGUUCUCCAUACUUACCAGCCAAUAGCUGUGUCUCGAUAGAAGCAUAUCCAGGAUUCCUAAAGACAUCGCUUGCUUUAGUCCAAAUUUGGGCGGUGGGGUAGACAGUGAACUGCAGGUGGCUUUCUGGGUGUGUGGCAUGGGAUUUGGAAACUCACUGGCAAAAGUCCAGCGGAGAAGCAGCCGGCUCUCCUGCCACCCUGUCGCUGCAGCCAUCUGUCGCGGCCCGUGAAUGCAGUUCUGGGCUGCAGUCAGUUCCCAUUAGGGGGUCCACAAGAUCCACCUCCGCUGUGAGAGCAGAAAUGGUUGGGGUCUCAUAGUCACCCCGAGGGAGUUCCUUGGGAAUGUUGUAAGGGCACCAGAAGGGGUUAAUUUGAGAUCUGGAAAAAUAAAAUACGGAAGGGAGGAUGAUAUUGAAGUAGUUUCUUGACAGCUCUGCAGAGGAUGAUCUGGGCACAGUGUGUAUUUUCCUUCGCUGAAAAUACAGUUUUGUCAUCGCUUGUUUUUUGUCUUGCAGUGAGUUACUUCCUCCUCUGAACAGUGUAUGGUCAUUACUUGACAUAUUUAUUAAUAAACAUGCAAAAU